Molecule: messenger RNA, 1288 nt
Organism: Mizuhopecten yessoensis (Yesso scallop)
Lineage: Eukaryota; Metazoa; Mollusca; Bivalvia; Pectinida; Pectinidae
Exons: 8
Coding region: 84-1256 (390 amino acids)
Source: RefSeq, a predicted model, not a curated record
ACCAUCGUACACAGCACUGUGACACAGUUCAGGAGACAGAUUUAGCCUUCCUUCUGAUGUCAUCGAGAUCUACAUUUUAAAUAAUGUACAGAAACGGAUUCCAACACUACAUAUGGAACAUAAUGUUCACCAUGGUUUGUUUGCUGACACGGUCAGGCCAUACCGCUACAAGUCACUGUAGCUCUGCCCGUGGUACCUCAAUCAUUGGUCAGCGUCUGGAGGGUUAUAUAAUGAGGACACUAGAUAACAUGGGGACCAAGCAGUGUGCGCAUGAGUGUUUUACUAGACCAGGUUGCUGGUCUUUUAAUUAUCACACUAACAUGACUUGCGAGCUUAAUGCGGACUCGGACAGCGGUCAGCCGGGAUCACUCAGCCAACAUACAGGCUAUACCUACAGCAAUAUAGACACGUGGACAGGGUUUUCAGGAAACUGCAACAGGUCCAUUUGCUCUGCAGGUCAGAAAUGUUUUGAAUUUACUUCCAGAACGCAAUGUAUCUAUACAGAAUGUACGGAUCAGCCUCUAUUUGGGGUCAUUGCCGCCAUGAACACAGGAGUUGUUGGCCAGUCCUUCCCAGCCACAUGCACAUCCGGUUAUGAGCCGAUAGGAAUUGGUGCCAAUGUCACAUGUAUGGGAACUGGUGCAUGGGAGAUCACAUCCAGUUACUGUUACCGGAUGUACUCAUCUGACUGGAUGUUGAUGGCAAGAUUCGGAAGUGGAAAUGGUGAGGCGACAUACGACACGUGGUUGGAGAACGGACGGGAUGACAACAAGAAUACGCUAACUCCGAACGAAUGUAAAGACACUAAUACUUCAAGUGUAUGUACACGUCACUUCCGGAGUGGACUUAUUGACGAUUGGAUUACGCUUAACCCUACAGAGGCAAAGUUUUCGCUCUAUAGAGCUGGUAUUGAGGUAGUCUAUGCUACAUUUAAUGCUUCGGAUACAGACUCAACAUCGUGGUUUGCAAAGGAAAGGCUUCUUUCUACUUCUUUUACUGAUUUAAACAGAACUUCCACGUCCAAUUACUUCUCUGUGUUCGGUUCUGGUGAAAGCCGCAGAUUCUAUAUCAACAGGAGUUACGGUGGUUGUAUUAACGACCAUGGAUGGGUUCAAACUAUUGAUAGAAAGGGACCAUGUUUCUAUGACGAUGCUGUUGCCUUUCCUAAAUUUAUAUACUCACCGAAUAACUUAACUGGCUGGACUGGAACAGAUUCCCUUGUCGCAGAUGUGCUCGCGAUCUUCGUGAAGAUGUAGACCGUUAAACCGUUACUGAUUCAUAUAGCUCA